AUGGGGGACCAGAUUAGACAAGGUCAAAAACUAGGACUGAUCUUUAGGACUAGUUCGAGAGAAAAUGAACAACAUAGAAAAGAAGAGACUUUUCCUCGUGUGUGCUGUCUUAUUUACUUUGGUUGUCAUGGUGGUUGCCAAAGAUGGACAAUGUUCAAUGUACGGAGAUUGUGGGCCAGCCGAAGCAGGGUCCUCUAAACAUCUCAAUUGUAAAUAUAACGGACCAGCAAAACCCCUUACAGAUCCAGAUGGACUCAAAAUCCUUGAGACAUAUUGUCCUGAAUUAGUUACAGGAAAUAAUACGUUAACAUGUUGUGAUACUACCCAACUCCGUACACUACAGGCUAAUUUAGGAGUACCCCAGCAGAUGUUAUUAAGAUGUCCGUCUUGCUUCCGUAACUUUCUAAAUCUCUACUGUUACACGACAUGUAGUCCAAACCAAAAUAACUACGUCACAAUUGAUGACGUAAGGCCUGAUAUACCGACUGGUAAAAAAGAAGCCGCAGUGGCCACCCAUUAUUAUAUCUCAGAAAAUUUUGCCAACGGUAUGUUUAAUUCUUGUAAAGAUGUUCAAAUGCCAAGUGCCAAUCAAAAAGCAUUGAAUAUUUUAUGUGGACAUACUGCAGCUGAGUGCACACCUCAGAAAUGGCUGGAUUUCAUGGGGGAUACAUCAAAUGGACAAACACCAUUCAGAAUCACCUUUAUUAUCGGAAACAGUGCCACACCCCCUCCAGGAACGAACAUAACCUUACAUCCAAUGGAUACCAUGACAUCUAAAUGUAGUGAAAGAGCUUUCAACAAAUCGGCAUGUAGCUGUCAGGAUUGCGCAGCAUCAUGUGCACCAAUUCCAUCCCCGCCACCAACAGAAAUUGAAUCAACUAUAUUGGGUUUGGAUACUUGGUAUUUUGUAAUGGGAUUAUUAUACAUAGUAUUUCUAAUAGUUUUUUUCACGUCAUACCUUGUUAGUUACUUUCUUUGUGAACCACAACAGGAACAAAACUCCUUUACAACAGUUUAUCAAAAUGGUAUCCAUGGUAAUGGUACAACAAACAUGAAUGGUUCUCACUCAGAAAAAAAUCAUCACCAAACAAAAUAUAAUUCUGAGGCCAUUGUUCAACUGUCGGAUAUAAGUUUUAUGGAAAAGCUUGGAGCAGCAAUGGAGCGAAUGUUACAAAGGACAUUUACUAGAUGGGGUGCCUGUUGUGCUAGACAUCCAGUUCUAGUAAUAGUGCUUGGAGUUAUCAUUGCUGGAGCCCUGUCUGCUGGUAUUGCUUUGUUCAAGGUUACAACCAAUCCAGUAGAACUUUGGUCAUCCAGUAAUAGUAGAGCCAGACAGGAGAAAGAUUACUUUGAUUCACAUUUUGGACCAUUUUACAGAAUAGAACAGUUAGUGAUUACCAGACCAAACAACCAUACAAAAUACAGACAUCCUCUACCUCCGCCUGCUCCAUCAUCAGCUUACAUAGACUACAGUAACCUCUUUGAUAAAGAAUUCUUACAUAUGCUUCUAGAUAUGCAGCUUGAGAUUGAGGCUUUGACAGCAACCUUUAACAACAAGACAGUCAAAUUAGAAGACAUCUGCUUUAAACCAUUAGCUCCUGACAAUAAUAAUUGUGCAACACAGAGUGUGUUAGAAUACUGGCAGAAGAACCAUACCACCCUUGACAAAGUUAUUAUGGAUGAGUGGGGAUCUACCGUAAUGGCAGAUUUUAUUGACCAUUUUGAAUAUUGCGUGAGUGCUCCAGCUUCAACACAAGACAGGACAGGAUUGAAUAUAUCGUGCCUGGCAGUAGACUCAGCGCCCACUUUCCCAUGGGUAGUAAUGGGAGGAUACGAUAGUACAAAUUACAAGAAUUCUACAGCAUUUGUCAUAACUAUUCUGGUGAAUAACCACUUAAAAGAUGAAGACAAUGAAAAAGCUAAAGCUUGGGAAAAGGUGUUGAUAUCAUAUCUACAAAGUAAACAAGAUCAUCCCAAUAUGACUAUUUCAUUCAGUACAGAGAGAUCUAUAGAGGAUGAGUUAAACAGAGAAAGUCAGUCUGAUGUCUUGACCAUUCUGAUCAGCUACCUGAUUAUGUUUGGAUAUAUAACUCUCACCCUCGGGCAGUAUGGGUCAUGUGACAAUCCUGCAAGAUUAUUGAUUGAUUCCAAGAUAACAUUAGGACUAUCAGGAGUAACAAUUGUACUAUUGUCAGUAGCUGCCUCCCUUGGGACCUAUAGUUACUUUGGAAUACCAGCAACACUAAUCAUCAUAGAAGUUGUACCAUUCUUAGUCCUGGCUGUCGGUGUAGACAACAUUUUUAUUUUAGUUCAAACUUAUCAGAGAGAUACCAGACUGAGAGAUGAGAGUUUAGAAGAACAGAUCGGUAGAAUAGUUGGCAGAGUAGGACCAAGCAUGUUGUUAAGUAGCUCAGCCGAAUCCAUUGCUUUCUUCUUAGGUGCCCUAACAGACAUGCCAGCAGUUAGAGUUUUCUCCCUUUAUGCUGCCCUGGCUGUUUUAUUUGACUUCCUGUUACAGAUAACAGUAUUUAUUGGACUUAUGACACUGGAUGCCAGACGACAGGAGGAUUCCAGAUUUGAUGUAGUUUGCUGCACUAAACUUUCCAGCAGUAAACUAGAGAAACAAGAAGGAUGGCUAUUUUAUUUGAACAAGAAUUUUUAUGCUCCCUUUGUUUUGCAUAUUUUUGUUCGGCCAUUUAUUGUUGUAGUUUUCACCCUGUACUUCUUUGGCAGUGUAGCUGUUCUACAUAAAAUUGGUGUUGGUCUUGACCAGAAACUCUCUAUGCCUGAUGAUUCCUAUGUUCUAAACUACUUUGGUAAUUUAUCUGAGUACCUCCAUGUUGGUCCACCUGUAUACUAUGUUGUUAGAGAAGGACACAACUAUACAUCUUUAGCUGGUGAGAAUGCUCUGUGUGGAGGGAAUGGUUGUCCUCAGGAAUCUCUGGUCGGUCAGAUCUACACUGCCAGUAAACAGGCUAAUUAUACAUAUAUUGCUCAGCCAACAUCCUCUUGGAUAGAUGACUUCUUUGAUUGGUUGUCACCUGGAGGGAAUCCACCCUGUUGUAGACUGUUCAAUAAUGGUAGUUUCUGUACUGCCACUGAACCAGUUAAUUCAAGUUUGAGUUCUGUAUGUCCUGUGAAAACUUUACCCAAUGGAAGACCUUCAGAGGAGGAUUUCACCAAAUAUUUACCCAUGUUUUUAAAAGAUAAUCCAGGAGUAAAAUGCUCUAAAGGAGGGCAUGCAGCUUAUGGUAGUGGUGUAAACCUGAUCAGAAAUAAAUCCAAUGUUGGAGCAACCUACUUUAUGACCUAUCAUACAAUACUGAAGACCAGUGCUGAUUACAUCAAAGCUUUGAAGGAAGCUAGGGCCAUAGGAGAUAACAUCACAAAAACAAUGCAGUUAACACAAUCAAACAGUAGUGUUUACCCAUAUAGUGUUUUCUAUGUAUACUAUGAACAGUACCUGACCGUAGUUGAUGACACAAUACUAAAUCUAGGACUAUGUCUGGUGGCCAUCUUUGUUGUCACUUUCAUUCUUCUGGGAUUUGAUUUUAUUUCUGCAUUGUUAGUAGUCCUGACUGUUCUCAUGAUUGUGAUAGAUAUAUGUGGAAUGAUGUAUCUAUGGGAUAUUGACCUCAACGCUAUAACACUUGUCAAUCUGGUUAUGGCUGUUGGUAUAGCUGUAGAGUUUUGUGCUCACAUUGUAAGAGCUUUUGCUAUCAGUCUGAAACCAAACAGAAUAAAAAGAGCUGAAGAGGCUCUGGCUAAUAUGGGGAGUUCUGUAUUUAGUGGUAUAACCUUAACCAAACUAGGAGGAAUUAUAGUAUUAGCAUUUGCCAAGUCACAGUUAUUCCAAGUAUUUUACUUUAGAAUGUAUUUAGGAAUGGUAGUAUUUGGUGCUUCACAUGGUCUUAUUUUCUUACCAGUGUUACUAAGUUAUGUAGGUCCACCAUUAAACAAAGCCAAACUAUACGAGGAACAACAAAAGACUAAAUCACAAUUCAUUGACUCCAGUGGUAAAGAAUACGACGAACCAACAAUUCACUCGUCACAACAACAUUUAGUUUCAGAGAAUCCCCCGGACUACCGGACAGUGACGGGAAAUAACUAUAGAAACAAUGGACACAAUUCUUAUGAAAAUGGUGGAUUUAAACAUACAGAAGUUGAUAAUCAUAUGAUUCCUUCUACCAGAUUAUAAUAGUGAUAAAAAAACUAAUUCCGGAAGGUUGUAAUUUGGUACUUUCAUGACGUAGAAAGGUAAAAAUUCUUGCCAACUGAAGUUAAUGGAAAUUUCUGGUGCAUGUUGAUAAAAUCUAUACUUUCUUUCAGUGAUAAAUGACAAAUCAUGGUAAAAUAUUAUAUCAAGAUAAUGGUAGCCAAAAAUUACCAUUUGAAGCCUGACAGUAGAGGGCAUUCCUACCCUCUUUCUGAGCUUCCAUGCAGUUGACCAUUAGAUAAUAUGAUGUAAAAUAAGACUUGUCAAGUAUAGUUUAAGACUGUCAUUUAGAACAUAUACUUUGACACUUAUCAAUGCUGGAUAUAGAAUGGUGCUUUUCCAGUAAAACUGCAUGUUUUCUGUGAAAAUUUAUUUAUGUAGGUUCAACAACAAUUUUUAGUAUUUUUUGGUGCAUUUAAUUUUAAGUUUUCAUUUAAAUGACAUAUAGAAAUAGAUAAUAAGAAAUUUAGAUUAUGAAAAUAAUACAAGUUACAUCCCAAUGCCAGUUAUAUGAACAAAAUGUCAGUCAUGUGUAAUAUGUUAUUGAACAUCAUAAGCAUUGUAAAUAAUAUCCAUUUUCUAUUUAUUAAUUUUUUUAUUCAUUAAUUGUAAAUUUCUAAAUUGAAAUCACCCCAGACAUGCAUUGUUCAUGCUUCAUCAAAUACAAGUUCAUCAGCUUGAAUAAAAUUGUGAAUUGAGAAUCUUAAAAGUAUAAUAAAAAAAAAAAACUCUGAAGAAAAUUCAAAAUGGAAAGUCCCUAAUCAAUGACUUUAUAGGUAAUUCAUGUCAGAAUUUUCAGAUUAAUCUAAUGCAUUCUGGGUAAAAUUACAAAAACGAAAUUAAUGUCACAUCAUUGCCUGAUUGGUUGCCAUUCAAUUGAAUGGGAAAUGUAUAAACUGUUAAUCACAACAUUUUGUUGUACCCUUUAUUGUGAUAAUAUUACCCAGAAAGCAUUUGAUUAUGAAACAGUUAAUUAUAUUGACCUUGAUAUCAUAACUUUUAUUGUUUCACAGGUAUAUUAUACUCCAUA
This is a messenger RNA of Mytilus trossulus (common blue mussel), 5246 nucleotides long. Its product is annotated as NPC intracellular cholesterol transporter 1-like. The record is from RefSeq and is a predicted model, not a curated record. The transcript has 22 exons. Gene Ontology annotation, cellular component: plasma membrane. Gene Ontology annotation, molecular function: cholesterol binding; lipid carrier activity. The coding region runs from base 65 to 4198 and encodes 1377 amino acids. Gene Ontology annotation, biological process: cholesterol homeostasis; intestinal cholesterol absorption. Lineage: Eukaryota; Metazoa; Mollusca; Bivalvia; Mytilida; Mytilidae.